ACGCCCUGUCUCUCCCACCGCCGCAUCCCUCCCGCCCUCCCGCGCCGCCGCCGCAGCAAGCAGCCGGCCUACCGCAGCCAUGGCGGACACGAAGGCCUCCACGGCGGUGACCCUCCGCACGCGCAAGUUCAUGACCAACCGCCUUCUCUCCCGCCGGCAGUUCGUGCUCGAGGUCAUCCACCCCGGCCGCGCCAACGUCUCCAAGGCCGAGCUGAAGGAGAGGCUGGCGAAGCUGUACGAGGUGAAGGACGCCAACUGCAUCUUCGUCUUCAAGUUCCGCACCCACUUCGGAGGCGGCAAGUCCACCGGCUUCGGACUCAUCUACGACAACCUCGAGGCCGCCAAGAAGUUCGAGCCCAAGUACCGCCUCAUCAGGAAUGGUCUUGCUACUAAGGUAGAGAAGUCACGUAAGCAGAUGAAGGAGCGGAAGAAUAGAGCAAAGAAGAUCCGUGGUGUGAAGAAGACAAAGGCUGGAGAUGCUGGCAAGAAGAAGUGAGGGACGAUCCUCGCCUUGCUGCUGUCUUUGUCUUAUCAACAUAUGUUUUGUUUAGGAUGGUCUCCUUGUGGCGUUGCUGAAUGUUUAAUUAGAACUAGAAAAGAUUUUGCCAGUUAUGUCAUCAUGAAUGUUGAGGCGCUCGUAGGACCUUGUGGUCAGUUUUGAGGAACAUUGUCAGACACUAGCAUAUAUUCUUGGUUGUCACGGCUCGUUCUGUUGUCUUGAUUGUGAUUUUGUUUGGACACUCUGUGCUCCAAAGGUAGAUGGCAUGCCCCGGUGGCACUGAACUUA
Messenger RNA from Phragmites australis (common reed), 787 nucleotides. Its product is annotated as small ribosomal subunit protein eS24z. Gene Ontology annotation, biological process: translation. Gene Ontology annotation, molecular function: structural constituent of ribosome. Gene Ontology annotation, cellular component: ribosome. The transcript is spliced from 4 exons. The record is from RefSeq and is a predicted model, not a curated record. Bases 80 to 496 code for a protein of 138 amino acids. Lineage: Eukaryota; Viridiplantae; Streptophyta; Magnoliopsida; Poales; Poaceae.